Molecule: messenger RNA, 835 nt
Organism: Gallus gallus (chicken)
Lineage: Eukaryota; Metazoa; Chordata; Aves; Galliformes; Phasianidae
Gene: PPT2
Product: palmitoyl-protein thioesterase 2
Exons: 6
Coding region: 32-820 (262 amino acids)
Cellular component (GO): lysosome
Molecular function (GO): thiolester hydrolase activity
Source: RefSeq, a predicted model, not a curated record
GCCGCUGGCGUCACUUCCGGCGCUGGGAGCAAUGGGGUCUCUAUGGGGGCUGUGGGCGCUGCUAUGGGGUUUAUUUUGGGGGGUCCGCUGCCCCCCCCCGACCCCCCCACGUCCCGUCAUCGUGGUGCACGGAUUGCUGGACAGCGCGCGGGACUUCGGGCGGCUGCAGGAGUUUAUCGCUGAGAGCCACCCGGGCACCAACGUGUCGGUGCUGGACCUGUUUGACCGCGGGCAGUCGCUGCGCCCCCUAUGGGUGCAGGUGGAGGGCUUCCGGAGGGCUGUGGAGCCCAUCAUGGCCAACGCCGCGGGGGGGGUCCAUCUCAUCUGCUACAGUCAGGGGGGUCUCAUCUGCCGGGCGCUGCUGUGCACCAUGGAGCAGCACAACGUGCACAGCUUCAUCUCGUUGGCAGCCCCCCAAAUGGGGCAGUACGGAGACACGCAGUACCUGCGCUGGUUGUUCCCCCGCCACAUGAAGUCCAACCUGUACCGCCUGUGCUACACCGCGCUGGGACAGGGGGUGUCCAUCUGCAACUACUGGAACGACCCCCACCACCGGGAUCUGUACCUGAACAGCAGCGACUUCCUGGCCCCACUGAACGACGAGCGCCUGCACCCCAAUGCCUCCGCCUGGAAGCAGAACCUGCUGCGCAUCCGCAACCUCAUCCUCAUCGGGGGCCCCGACGACGGCGUCAUCACCCCAUGGCAGUCCAGGUGCGACCCCAAAAACCCCACGGCGGCCCUAAAAGCUCCAAGAGGGCCACGAGACGACCCCAAAGGGGCUCAAAUGGCCCCAAAAUGGCCCCCCAAAAGCCCCAAAUGAUCUCGAAUGGCCCCA